Molecule: messenger RNA, 1577 nt
Organism: Aureococcus anophagefferens
Lineage: Eukaryota; Pelagophyceae; Pelagomonadales; Pelagomonadaceae
Exons: 2
Coding region: 80-1564 (494 amino acids)
Biological process (GO): carbohydrate metabolic process
Molecular function (GO): polygalacturonase activity
Source: RefSeq, a predicted model, not a curated record
UGCAUCGUGUGUCACAGAAGCGCUGCGCGCCGCCAAACCGCCAAAAGAAAGCGCUGCGCGUGAAGCAAACCGCAAAAACAUGCCGUCGCGCAAAGACGCCUGGUGCUUUAUGGCCGUCGUCGCGUUGACGGUCGUCGCGACGCGCACGCACCGCGCGAGCUUGGCCGGCCGCUUCCCGCUGAGCCGGCGCGAGCGCGGCUUCAUGCAGGAGCGGCAGCGGCGCACGGAGGCGGCCGUGCGCGCCUACGAGCGCGCGGCGCAGCGCUUCGACGCGUCGCGCCUCGAGGAGGCGAGCGCCGCGGCGCGCGACCUGUCGGCCGCCGCGCGGCGCGGCGACGCCGCGGUCGUCUCGAUCCUCGACCACGGCGCCGCCGGCGACGGCCGCGGCGACGACGCGCCCGCGCUGCGGCGGGCCGUCGCCGCGGCCGCGGGCGCGACCGCCCCCCGCGUCGUCGUGCACCUGCCCGCGGGCCGCACGUACAAGAUGUCGGCCGUCGUCCUCGCGGACGUCGAGGACCUGGAGCUGCGCAUCGACGGCACGAUCCGCGCGCCGCCGAUGGACCGCUGGCCGGCGCGCGCGGAGCCCGAGGACGAGACCCAGAGCCCGGAGCUGCGCCGCAUGCGGUACGCGUUCCUCGAGCUCCGGCGCGCGAAGCGCGUGACCGUCACGGGCAGCGGCGCCGUCGAGGGCUCGGGCCGCGCCUGGUGGCGCGUGCGCAAGCGGCGGCCGUCCGUGCGCGCGCCCGUGCUCCUGCUGGUCGCCGACUCGCGGGACGUCGCGGUGACGCACCUGCGCCUCGCCGAGUCGCCGUUCUACCACGUCGUCGUGCUGCGGUCGUCGUCCGUCGCGCUCCGGCGGCUCCGCGUCGCGUCGCCGCCGGGGUCCGUGAACACGGACGGCAUCGACCUGCUGGCCGCGCGCGACGUGACCGUCGACGACUGCUGGGUCGACACGGGCGACGACAACGUCGCGAUCAAGGAGGGCUGCGUCGGCGUCGAGGUCCGCGGCGGCACGUUCUACAAGGGCCACGGGCUGAGCAUCGGGAGCCUGGGCGAGGGCGGCACGACGGCGUCCGUGCGCGACGUGGUCCUCAGCGGCGUCCGCUUCGUGAAGACCUCGAACGCCGCGCGCGUCAAGACGUGGCAGGGCGGCUCCGGCGCCGUCGCGAAUGUGACGUUCCGCGAUCUCGACGUCCGCGCCGUCGGCGCGCCCGUCGUCGUCGACCAGUUCUACUGCCCGGAGUCCCAGCACCCGGGGCCCUGCGCCAACGAGUCCAAGGCCGUCGCCGUCGAGCGCGUGACCAUCGACGGCGUCACGGGUUGGCACACGUCGGGCGUCGCGGCCAUGCUCCACUGCUCCGACGCCGCGCCGUGCGACGUCUCCGUGUCGAACCUCAAGCUCGAGGGCGCGCCGGGCUGCUCCAACGUCGUCCGCUGCUGGAACGUGAAGGCCGGGCCGGGGCCCUGCGCGGCGGGCAACGCGAUGCACGGCUUCCGCUUCGACCUGUCGCGGAAGGAGCGGCGGGCCCUCGCCGUGAACGCGACGUGCGUGCACCCCGACUAAGGACUCCGGGAUG